Schistosoma rodhaini is the source of this 2352-nucleotide messenger RNA. NCBI's taxonomy places the organism in Eukaryota, Metazoa, Platyhelminthes, Trematoda, Strigeidida, Schistosomatidae. The record is from the annotation of a GenBank genome assembly.
ACUACACUUUUUUCAAUAGUUGCGGUACUUUGUUGGCUGGGUCACGUAGCCUUUUCAUAAUUGCGAUGUCGGCGUUGCAUGAUUUUCUCCGGAACUUCAAGAAAGUCCCACAAACAAUGAAAGAAAUGUUCGCUGCAAAUCCCAAAAGAUUUUCGGAAUUCAGUCAAAUUUUGAGUCUUCCUGGCGGUACUAUUCUGUUGGACUACUCAAAAAACUUAAUUGACACUCAAAGUUUUGACCAGCUUAUCAAACUGGCUAAAGAUAGUAAUGUUGAAAAAAUGCGUGAUGACAUGAUGGAAGGGCGAAAAAUUAAUUUCACGGAAGAUAGAGCUGUCCUCCAUAUAGCUCUGCGAAACCGAUCAAACGUUCCAAUUAUGGUUGAUGGGAAAGAUGUAAUGGUUCUUUUAUAUGACCAUUUAACUAGGUGAUGCCGGGAGUUAACGCAGUUCUUCAACACAUGUCUAAGUUUUGCGAUUCUGUUAGAUCUGGCGAGUGGAAAGGCUACACAGGCAAGCAAAUAACAGACGUUGUUAAUAUCGGUAUCGGUGGUUCAGACCUUGUGAGUUUCUGUUUUCUCCACACCUCACUUUUAAUUAUAAAUUUACUUGUCAAGUAAAUGUUGAGUGGUUAGUACGUGUUGCAAAAGAUUCUUUAAGAAAAUCAUUGAAUAGUUUCGUGUCGCUUCAAUCACCUUUGAUGCUGUCGGGAUUACUAUUGCUCUCAGUCGGUCCAGUUAUGGUUACAGAAUGCUUGAAACCUUAUGCAUCACAUAUUCGGGUACACUUCGUUUCAAACAUAGAUGGAACACACAUUGCGGAGACAUUAAAGAAAGUAAAUUCAGAGACAGUACUGUUUAUCAUCGCCUCCAAGACCUUUACUACCAUUGAAACGAUGACCAAUGCUAACUCUGCCAAAGAAUGGUUCUUAGGACAUGCGAAAAAUGUUUCUCACGUGGCCAAGCACUUUGUCGCCUUGUCAACUAAUGCAACAGAAGUCUGUAAAUUCGGCAUAGCGCCAGAAAACAUGUUUGAGUUUUGGGAUUGGGUUGGAGGUCGUUACUCAUUAUGGUCAGCCAUAGGUUUAUCUAUAGCUCUUUACGUAGGUAUGGAGAAUUUCAUUAAAUUAUUGGAAGGAGCUCAUGAGAUGGAUAAACAUUUCAAAGAGACGCCAUUGCAUAAAAACCUUCCCGUCAUCUUAGCUGUGUUAGGUGUUAUGUAUAUCAAUAUUUAUGGCGCAGAAACUCAAGCAAUUCUACCAUAUGAUCAAUAUAUGUCACGCUUUGCUGCAUAUUUUCAACAAGGUGAUAUGGAAUCAAAUGGGAAGUUUGUUAGACGUGAUGGCAAAGAAGUUGAUUAUUCUACUGGUCCCAUAGUUUGGGGUGAACCAGGAACAAAUGGUCAACAUGCAUUUUAUCAACUUAUCCAUCAAGGCACACGCUUAAUCCCAUGUGAUUUCUUGAUACCAGUUCAUACACACAAUCCAGUUCAAGGUGGCUUACAUCAUGAGAUUCUCCUAUCUAAUUUUUUGGCUCAAACUGAAGCUUUAAUGACUGGCAAGACAAAAGAAGAAGUUCAUAAGGAAUUGUUUGCUGCUGGAGUUACUGGUGACAUGUUAAAUUCACUUGCAUUGCAUAAAAGUUUCAAAGGUAAUCGUCCAUCCAAUUCCAUUGUGUUUACCAAAUUGACACCAUAUAUUUUGGGUGCUUUGAUUGCUAUGUAUGAACAUAAGAUAUUUGUUCAGGGAAUUAUAUGGAAUAUUAAUUCCUUUGAUCAAUGGGGUGUGGAACUGGGAAAAGUGUUAGCCAAGAAAAUUCAACCAGAAUUAACAACCAAUGAAGUGAUCACUAGUCAUGACUCUUCAACAAAUGGAUUAAUUGCAUUUAUUAAAAAUCAUCUAAAAUAAAAUCAUCUUUGCCGAACGAAGAAGAAAGGAAAGACAACCGGGCAUUAUUAAUAGAUUCAAUCGUAAUUAUAAUGACAAUUUUAGUGAAUAAAUUCAAUAUUUAUAUUUGAUUUAAUCUAUUUCUUGAUAGUUAGUAGUAACACGAUAUUGAAUUAGGAAAUUAUUUUGAUCUUGAUCUGUGGGCCAACAAUCUUCAAUCGCAUGAUUAUUGAUAUUACUAUUCGGAUCUGAAUAAUUCUUAACUUCUAGCUAUUUCGUCUUAUCUAUUUCUUUAGUGAGUAGUAUAGUCUCUUCUGUGGUUUAUUUCUGGGUUUUUUUUAUUUGCUAUACUAUAUACGUUUAAUUAAUUACAUGUGAGUGCAUGAAUAAAUUUUACUCUCAUUUAAUUUGUAUACCUUUCCCUUACUUAAUAUCAAUUUUGAUGAUGAAAUAUAGAAACUUUUAUUAAUU